AUGUCCAUCACUGAAAUAGAUCCAGAGGGAAAUUUUGUUAGCCAAGUGGCAGUUGUGGAAGAUGUUUUUGUUUCCCAGGAGGAAGAGCCAUCGAGCUGGUCUCUGGAGCAGCUGAGCUGGGAAUCCUCUGACCAAGGGCACGCAGCAACCCAGGCAUGCAGAGAGGAGGAGCUGCUGGGCCAGAAGGCUGAGCUUGAGGGCCGACUGGCAGCCACAGAGUGGCUCCGACAAGACCUUUCCAGGCAGCUGGCAGAGACCAGGUCAGCAAAGGAGAGCCUGGAAUCCAGGCUGUUUGCUGCUCAGCAGCAGAUAGCUCAGCUGGAGAUCUCCAGGAACCAUCUGGAGGCUCAUAUGCUCACAGUCACACAGGACAAAGAGGUGAUAGAAGGACAAGUGAAAUGCCUGCAAGGUGAGCUGGAAGCAGAGAGAGCUCUCAGGAAGCAGGAACAGGAAGACACAGCUCAAGAACUCCUGCAGGCACAGCAGCAGCAUCACAAAAGCCUCAGGCCUCAGGGAACAGCUCAGCAAGUGGAAAUAAAGAAGCUCCUGGAAGACCUGGCAGGUGAACGUGAAAGGCACCGUGCAGAGAUGCAGGAGAUGCUGGAGCAAUGGGAAAAAGAGAAGGCAGAGAGAAAGAGGGAGCACAAGGAGGUGCUGUUGGAGAUGAGACAGAAAGUAGCUACCUUGCUGGCUCAACAAGAAGAAUUAAUGAGAUUUGAAAAUGCCAAGCGAGAGGUCCUGCUGGAAGAGCAGAAGGAGAAGAGUGCUUUAUCAGAGGCACUGCUCCAAACUCAGGGAGAGCUCAGCCGAGCCCGCCAGCAGGUCCAGCAGCUCAGGCAGGAGGUGCAAGAGCAGCAAGAGAAGGGGCAGCUAAGUACCAUCAAGGCAAAUCUGCAAGCUGAGCUGCAGGAAGCUCACAGAGAAGUCCAGGCAGCACAGAGGAGGCACAAGCAAGAGCUGCAAGGCCUCAAAGAGGAAAUUAAUCUGCUCCUUGAGCAGAGGGAGGCUCUACAAAAGCAGGUGGCAGAGUUGACAUCGCAGCUGGCAGCCUGCCGAGAGUGCCAGGAAAAGACUGUGCAGAGAGCCCAGCAAGAUGUGAGGGAGGCCCAGCAAGAGUCCAGGCAGAAGCUCUCGGAGGUUGAGCAUGUCCAGAAGCUGCUGGAGGAGGCAGAACAUCAGAAGAAGGAGCUGCAAGCACAUCUGCAGUACUUGGAGAGGGAAAGGAGUCGAUGGGAAGAAGUGGCACAGCAGAAUUCAGAAUUGCAGACUUCCGUCAAUGCCCUAGAGAGGGAAAAAGCCAGGCUGAUUCUGACUCUGGAGGAAAAGAACCUGUGCCUUAGAAGACUGGAGGAACAGAACUUGGUGCUGAAAAAUUCCGUAUCUCAGUGUCAAUCUGCUCUUCAGGAGACAGAGCAGCUCUAUUCUGAGCAUAGAAGAGAAUUGAUGGCGCUCAACACCCGGUUCUUGGCUUGA
Passer domesticus (house sparrow) is the source of this 1473-nucleotide messenger RNA. Its product is annotated as centrosome-associated protein CEP250-like. Lineage: Eukaryota; Metazoa; Chordata; Aves; Passeriformes; Passeridae. The record is from RefSeq and is a predicted model, not a curated record. Bases 1 to 1473 code for a protein of 490 amino acids. The transcript has 10 exons.